AUGCAGAUUACAUAUCUAAGCUCUUCUCUCGAGGUACUAUGGAAACUACUGUGUAUUCUAGGUGAUACGUAUUAUCCCAUUGGUAAAAUAUGGAGUUUCUUCAUCUAUGUUGUGACUAUUCGUCAUCCAGAUGAUCUCGAGACAAUACUAAGCAGUACCAAGCACAUCGAGAAAGGUUUUCCAUAUAAAGUAUUACAUCCAUGGUUCGGUACAGGACUUCUCACGAGUACAGGCACUAAGUGGUAUGCGCGACGAAAGAUAUUAACACCUGCAUUUCAUUUUAAUAUAUUAAAUCAAUUUGUUGAUAUUUUAAUCAAAGAAAGCGAUUAUAUGACAAAAUCUUUGAAAGAUGUCGGAGAGACAGUUGUGAAAGAUUUAAUACCAUUUAUUAGUGAACAUACUUUAUAUGUCAUAUGCGAAACUGCCAUGGGCAUCUCUCUGCGAAAAGAGUUUCCAAAAGAGUUCCAGCAACAGUAUCGAAAUGCGGUUAACGAUAUAACCAAACUAGCGGUUUAUAGAAUAACCAGACCUUGGUACUACAGCGAUUUGUUAUUCUCAUUAUCGUCACAAGGAAGAAAACAAAAAAAAAUCUUGAAAAUAUUGCAUGGAUUUACGGAAAAAAUUAUCGCAGAGAGAAAACUUUAUCACAAACUUACCAAUUAUCGAUAUCUGAAAAAUCUUGAAAAUAAUAAAGAGGUGGAUAUAAAUGAUGUUGAAAUAUUUGGAAUUAAAAAGAAACGACUAGCUAUGUUAGAUCUUUUAAUAGCUACAUCUUUAGACUCAGAUCUCAAUAGAGACAAUCUUUUGACUGAUUUGGACAUCAGAGAAGAAGUCGAUACCUUUAUGUUUGAGGGUCACGAUACUACAGCGAUGGGUAUAACCUUUGCUUUGUUACUAUUAGCUGAACACAAAGAUAUCCAGGAACGUGUGAGAGUUGAAAUCGAUCACGUGAUGCAAGAAAGCGGAGGGAAACUUACCAUGACAGCCUUGCAAAAUUUAACAUAUUUAGAAAGAUGUUUAAAGGAAACACUACGUUUAUAUCCUAGCGUAUUUUUAAUAUUACGAAAUGUUGGAGAAGAUGUAAAACUAAAUUCAUAUAUUAUACCUGCUGGAACGAUCUUACAUCUUAAUAUUUACGGAGUUCACACAGAUCCCAAUUUUUGGCCAAAUCCAGAGGUGUUUGAUCCGGAUAGAUUUUUGCCCGAAAGGAUACACAAUCGACAUCCUUAUUCCUAUCUACCCUUCAGCGCAGGACCGAGGAAUUGUAUAGGUCAAAAAUUCGGUAUGCUGGAGAUGAAAGCUAUGAUAGCUUCUUUGGUGCAUAAUUUUUAUUUGGAACCUGUAGAUUAUUUAAAGAAUAUCCGGUUAAAGGCCGAUCUCAUAAUUCGUCCCUCUCAUCCGGUUCAUGUAAAAUUUAUCCCAAUCAUCCGUAAAUAACCGUUUAAAACUAAUAUAGAUAUCAUAUGAAUGUAAGAAAUUGAUGACAAUGUUUUAUAGGAUAAAAUGAUCCAAUAUGUAA
This is a messenger RNA of Cataglyphis hispanica, 1519 nucleotides long. Its product is annotated as cytochrome P450 4C1-like. The transcript has 12 exons. Gene Ontology annotation, molecular function: iron ion binding; oxidoreductase activity, acting on paired donors, with incorporation or reduction of molecular oxygen; monooxygenase activity. Lineage: Eukaryota; Metazoa; Arthropoda; Insecta; Hymenoptera; Formicidae. Bases 1 to 1437 code for a protein of 478 amino acids. The record is from RefSeq and is a predicted model, not a curated record.